Messenger RNA from Carassius carassius (crucian carp), 832 nucleotides. RefSeq names its product AFG2-interacting ribosome maturation factor-like. Lineage: Eukaryota; Metazoa; Chordata; Actinopteri; Cypriniformes; Cyprinidae. The transcript has 4 exons. The coding region runs from base 13 to 621 and encodes 202 amino acids. Gene Ontology annotation, cellular component: nucleus; cytoplasm. The record is from RefSeq and is a predicted model, not a curated record.
AAAAAAAAAAACAUGUCCAGUGAUGUUUUAUUAUCACUGCACCAACAACUCAAAAAAUGCUUUGAGACGCUAAAAGCGAAUAAAAGCGUUUGGGACAGUGAAUCAGCUGAAUGUAAACCUCUCAUGAGCUCUCUUGGAAACCUUGCAGUGCAGCUGAAGACCCUGAAAAAAGUUCAGAUUGCAAACACACCUCUUUCCAAUUUCCCGAGUUUACAAGAACGCCUUCAUUACAAACUGUCACUGGCUGUGGAUGCAGUUUUGGGGAAGCUAGCUGAGAAAAUGGAUGCUCUUCAGAGGGUACGGGACGCCAUCAGUAAACAGGUGUCUGCUGUUUUCCAGUUCUAUGAGAAGAACACAGACACUCUUGACAUUGCUGGAUGUGUCUCCAGAUCAGCCACCUGUCCCUCCAUCUCAGAUAUGUUAGAGUGGCUUCAAGAUGCAGAUCGCUGUUACCACCUACAAUUAGUGCAGAGAAGGAACCUCCUGCAGGCGCUGACACCCAGUGACCUUACGUUAAUGGAAACGGCACCAAAGAGAUGGGAAUCUCUUCAUUCAGCUAGUGGAGAGGAGAGAAUUGCAGAUGCAUUGUGUCAAGUUUCGUUUUUCAUGGAGACUGAAUGAUUGUCAGCUAUUUAUCCAGUAUCCUGUGUUGGCUGUUGUUCUCAGUUGGCAAAGAAGAAUCCUUAAAAAAGGACAGCUGUAUAGUAAUGUUGGACCUCAAGACUCCUGGAUUAAUUGAGUUUUGCUAUGGACAUUGAGUUGAAUAUUCAAAGACUGAAUAUUAGCAUCAUUGUAAGAGCAGUGGUCUGUUUUAAUAAAUGUGGUUAUUUAA